Phyllostomus discolor (pale spear-nosed bat) is the source of this 6419-nucleotide messenger RNA. RefSeq names its product adenylate kinase 9 (gene AK9). Bases 294 to 5936 code for a protein of 1880 amino acids. Gene Ontology annotation, biological process: nucleobase-containing compound metabolic process. Lineage: Eukaryota; Metazoa; Chordata; Mammalia; Chiroptera; Phyllostomidae. The transcript has 40 exons. Gene Ontology annotation, molecular function: ATP binding; AMP kinase activity; ATP hydrolysis activity. Gene Ontology annotation, cellular component: cytoplasm; mitochondrion. The record is from RefSeq and is a predicted model, not a curated record.
AUAUUUGCACAAUUUUUUUUUAGGAUAACAACUCUUAAUAUAGCUGUUGAGUUUUGGUUUUCCAAUAUUUAGUUUUCAAUUAUCAUACUAUAUUUAAGCACUUCAUUUAAACUUUGUCUUGGUUUGGUUCAGCCAGAAACAGAUCCUCAAAUGAAAAUUUGAGUACAAAUAGUUUAUACAGGGAAUAACCCUGAAAACAACAGCAGGGAUGUGAAGGAAGCUAAUAAAAGGAAUAUUAUCAAGCAAAUCUGUGGGCUGAAUUCACUGAGGAGUUCACUUGAGUAUUUUGCAUUAUGAUUUCUCAAGAGAAGAUAGAAGAGCAUCCUUUUGUGGAUAUAUUUAGUGAAGAUGAAGCUGAUGAAGACUUUAUGUUGUCUAAGCCUGUUUGCUUUGUUAUAUUUGGGAAACCAGGCAUUGGGAAGACAACAUUGGCCCGCCAAAUAGCACAAGAAUGGAAAUGUAUUCAUGUGGAAGCUUUAACAAUUUUGGAAGAACAGAUUGCCAGUGAAUCUGAAACAGGAGUUAUGUUGCAAACAAUGCUGGUUAGUGGUCACAGUAUUCCAGAAGAACUUGUCAUAAAGCUAAUAUUGGAGAAGCUCAAGUCCCCAGAAGUCUCUCACCUUGGUUAUAUUAUCACUGAAUUACCAACACUUUCACAGGAUGCCAUGACUACUUUGCAGCAAAUUGACUUAAUUAGAAAUUUAGAUAUGAAACCUGAUAUUAUAAUCAAUAUUAAGUGCCCUGACUACGACUUAUGCCAAAGAGUUUCUGGGCAAAGGCAGCACAGUAGCACAGGGUUCAUAUACACACGAGAUCAGUGGGAUCUAGAAUUCAUUGAGAAUCAAAGGAGAAAAAAGAAAGAAGCCCAAAAAGAAGCAAAAAGUGAAGAAGAAGGGGAAGAGGAAGAAGAGCAAGAAGAAGAAGAGACAUUUAUUGCCGAAAUGCAGAUGGUAGCUGAAAUUCUUCAACAUUUAGUUCAGAGGCCUGAAGAUUAUUUGGAAAAUAUUGAGAGCCUCGUUAAACUUUAUAAGGAGGCAGUUCUUCAUGCUUUAGAAGAAGUAAUGGCUGAACACAAUUCCCUGCAUUUCAUUGAGCUAGAUGGAAACAGGCCCCCAGAGGAGCUCUUCACGACGGUUAUGAGUCGACUUAAGUUUCUGAACCUACGAAGAGCAGCUAUUUUGACUAAACUUCAGAGUGCAGAGGAAGAAAUGAACGAUACAAUGGACAAUGAUGAGCUGUUUCGUACUCUUUCAUCUUACAAAGUUAUUGCACCAAGAUAUAGAUGGAAGAGAAGCAGGUGGGGACGAACAUGUCCUGUGGUUUUAAAAGAAGGUCACAUUAUUCCGGGAUUGCCAGACCUUUCUGUGAGUUUUCUAGGUAAAAUGUACUGUCUGUCAUCAGAAGGAACAUUAAAAACAUUUUUGUCGAACCCACGCCCCUAUCUUCUUCCACCUAUGCCAGCACCACCGUUUAAAGUUUUCAUAUUUGGACCUCAGUCUUCAGGGAAAACAACACUUAGCAAUUUGCUUGCAGAACAUUACAAAGGAAAGGUAGUUGACUUUGUCAAACAUAUUCAACCACGUUUUGAUACAAGCCUUGAAACAUUAAGAAAAAAUACUAUAGCUGAGGCCACUGAAGCAGCUAUUAAGACUGUGAAAGAACGACUUCGCGCAGAAUUAGAAGCUAAAAGAAAAGCUUUAAGAGAACUUGAAAGUGAAUUAAAAGCUAAGGAAUAUGACAAGUUCUCUUCUGAUAAAAGCUUAGAAGGGGAGCUCUCUUCACUUGAUGACGAUGGGUCUGCUCAUGAAUCCCAAAGAGAAAGCUCAUUAGAAGACAAUCAAGAGGCCAAAAUGAAAUCAGAUAGUGAUAACGCUGCUAAAACUGAUACAGAUGAAGACUUGAUAAAUGAGGUCACUGCAGAUCAUCCAGAAGUUGUUUCUAUGGUAAAGGAGACUGUGAAAAUGACAGACAGUAUGAACUUUGAACACCCACAUGAAAAAUACGCUGAAAUCUUAGAGGAAGUCCUGGAAGAGAUAGCCAAAGAAAACAAGAAGAGGUUUUCUGGUGUCCCAAAAUAUGGAGGAUGGGUAUUGGACAACUGCCCUGUUAUAAGAGAACUGUGGAUAGCCUUAAUCGAGAAAGGAAUUAUACCAGAUUUAGUAAUCUGUUUGUCAGAUACAGAAAACGAUGGAAAAUGUUUACUUAAUAGACUGUACUUAGAGAAUAAGCCUGAAAUUGACUCUAAAAUAUUAGAAAGAUUAUUAGAUGAACUACAAAAGAAAAAAAUAGAGGAAGAAGCAGCAAGAAAAACCAAAGAGGAGGAAUUGAGACUAGAAAAAGAAAAUGGCAGGCUAUUGGAAGCUCUGGAUAUGAAAAGAAAAGAAGAGGAAGAGGCUGACGCUGACGCUGACGCUGAUGAGGAGAUUGAAGGUGAGGAGCUUGAUGCUCCUGAAGAGCCUGAAGCCCUUGAGGUGGCCGAGGAGACCGAGGGCCUCUUACCUGAGGAGUCUGAAGUGUCCGAGAUUCCUGAAACAGAAUCUGAAUCAGUGUCUGAGCCUAUUGAGGAAACUACGGUUGGAACAGAAAUUCCAAAAGAACCCAAAGAGGGCCUGGAAACUAAAUUACCUGAAACAGUUGAACUACCUAAGUUUCCUGAAGACGCUUAUCCUGAUGUUCCUGAAAUGGAACCAGUGAAAGAGAAGAUCAGAUCUUUCGCCACCAAGUGGAAAUCUAUAGAAAGAACAUUCACUGACUCUGCCAUUCAAGUCUUCCACUUGGAGAUUGCUGGCAAAACUCCAGAGGAACUACUUCAAAAAGCAGUAGAGACGAUGGAAAGACCUUUCCAGUAUGCUGGAUGGGAAUUAACUUUAGAAGAUUAUGAGGAAGAAACAGAGGACUUUCAUGCUGAAACAGAGGUUGAGGAGGAGCUGGAAGAUGAGGAAGAGGAAGAGGAAGAGAAUGAAGAUAAAAUGAAAGAGAAAAAAAGGCAUUUGGGAGACACAAAGCACUUUUGUCCAGUGGUUCUCAAAGAAAACUUCGUCCUUCAACCGGGCAACACAGAGGAGGCAGCUAAGUAUCAAGAAAAGAUCUACUACUUUUCAACUCCUGAGGCUAAAGAAAAAUUCUUGGCAUAUCCUCAGGAGUAUGUAGCUCAUAAAGAACCAUUAAAGGCUCCUCCAUUAAGAAUAUGCCUUCUGGGCCCCCGUGGCUCUGGCAAAACUGUCUGUGGGAGACAGUUAGCAGAAAACUUGGGCAUCUUUCACAUUCAGUUUGAAGAAUUUCUACAAGAAAAACUAAUGCUCAAAACUGAAAAGAAAAUUGGACCUGAAUUUGAAGAAGAUGCUGAGGAAGAACAACUUGCAAAACAAGAACUUGAAGAGCUUGCAGUUCGGGCCAAUGUCAAGAUUGAGGAAGAAAAUACAAAGAAGCCAAUUUCAGAAAUACAAUUUACAGAAGAAGAAGAAGCAAUCAGAUUAAAUAUAAUGGAAAAUGAACAAUUGCCUCCUGAAAUUCUUGAUGCAAUUCUUUCUGAGUGGUGGUUUAAGGAACCAAUACGUUCCACAGGUUUCAUAUUGGAUGGUUUCCCACGAUAUUCUGAAGAGGCCCGUUUACUGGCGGAACAUGGGUUUUUCCCAGAUGCUGCUGUUGUACUGCAAGUGGAUGAUCAAGAUGUUUCUGAUCGCCUCCUGCCUCCUCAAAUUGAAAAGUGGAGACUGAAACAAAAGGCAAAAUUAGAAAGGAAAAAACUCAUUAAAGAAAUGAAGGCAAAAAUCAAGGAUGAUAUGAUUGCUAAAAGAAGAGCUGAACUUCUAGCAGAGAGAGAGAGAAAAAAGAAAGAGAUUGUUAGAGAAGAUGAAGAUAUUAGUGACGAAGACCUUGAAGAAGAUGAUGAUGAUAUUGACAAUAUUCUUGAAGAUGAAUUUCCAAAAGAUGAGGAUCUAAUGAGUGAGGAGGAUGAAGAACAAGAAAGUGAUGCAGUUGAACGUCUGAAAGGUGAACUGGGAGAAAAAUUUGAAGCAGAUAUGCGUAAUUUACAAGCAAUACAGAAUGAAUUUGACAGGUUUUUGAUACCAGUAAUUCUCAUUAAUGCAAGUCGGAAAAUCCACAUUGUACAAUACAUGUUGAAUACAAAACUGAAACCACUGGUAGAGAAUCGUGCAAGCAUUUUUGAGAAGUGUUAUCCAAUAUCAUCACGCCUUGCCCAGAAAAUGCUCAGCUUUACCUAUAAAUAUAUAAGCACAUUCGGCUACUGGGAUCCUGUAAAGCUAAGUGAAGGAGAGACAAUCAAACCAGUUGAAAGUUCAGAGAAUCCAGUUUAUCCUGUAAUCCAUCGUCAGUAUAUUUAUUUUUUAUCUAGUAAGGAAACUAAAGAAAAAUUUAUGAAGAACCCAAUCAAAUACAUUCGCCAACCCAAACCAAAGCCUAGAAUGCCCAUUAAGAUUGCAAUUGUGGGGCCUCCAAAAUCUGGGAAAACGACAGUUGCCAAAACCAUUUCAAAUGAAUAUGGCUUAAAGCGUUUGUCAAUAGGAGAAGCUCUGCGUUAUGUGUUAAACCACCAGGCAGACACAGAGCUGGCGCUCAUGUUAAACUGGCAUCUUCAUAAAGGAAUGACAGUGCCUGACCAACUGGCAACUCAAGCCUUAGAAGUGUCUCUGAUGGGAAAUGUGUGUAAUACCGCAGGUGUUAUCAUCGACGGGUACCCUGUAACUGAGCAUCAAGUGAGCCUCUUGGAAGACAGGUCAGUCACCCCCCUGGUCAUCUUGGAGCUGGAUGUGCCUUCCAAGGAGAUUUUCAAAAGAUUGCUCUUGGAAAAAAAAAAUAAACCAAGUUUGCCUUACCCACUGCACAACAGCACAAAGAUUAUAGCCGUCAGGUACUCAAAGUACCGCAAAAAUAUUGUUGCAAUUAGGCAAUAUUAUCAAGAACAGCACCAGAACUGGUAUGUGAUUGAUGGAUUUCACAGCAAAUGGUGGGUGUGUAAUGAAGCCAUUAAAAACAUUAAAACAGUGAAUGGAUACAUGCAGAUAUACCUGGAAAGAAUAAAAGCAGGGAAAGCUGCCUGCAUUGACAAGCUGUGCAUCACCUCUCAAGAACUGAUUUCCCGCCUGGGCGAAUUCGGACAGUUCUGCCCUGUCAGCCUGGCAGAAUCAUACGAAUUAGUCGAUUGCUCUGUAACUGACUCUUUGGAAUUUGCGGCAGAGUUCAGAGGGCAUUAUUAUAAAAUGGAUUCUCGGAAAAAACUGAAUAAAUUUUUGGAGAACCCAGAAUUAUAUGUGCCUCCAUUAGCACCUCAUCCACUCCCACCUGCUGACAUGAUCCCCAAAAGGCUGACGCUGUCAGAGCUGAAGAAACGAUUCCCUAAGUGUGCUGAGCUCCAGGGCUACUGUCCAGUGACCUAUCAGGAUGGAAAUCAAAGAUAUGAAGCCCUAGUACCUGGUAACAUUAAAUAUGCCAUAGAAUAUCGUGAUCGUAUAUAUAUUUGUGAGAGUAAUGAAAAACUUCAGAAAUUUUUGAGGUUGCCAGGGAAAUACUGGGAUCAGAAGCUUCCAUACAAACUUCCCCCGUUGAAGGAACCGAUAAAUCUCACUAGUCUUCCUUUGCCCGGAUAUCUGGAACAGGGUAUUGCAACUUCUCUGAUUAAAGCAAUGAAUGCAGCAGGAUGCUUAAAGCCCAAAUUUCCCUUCUUAAGUAUAGAGAAAUCUGCACUGCUCUAUAUAGCGUUUCAUCUAAAAGCCUUUAAUCCUAAAGCUUCUGAAUAUACAAGAAAAAAGUAUAAGAAGAAGAUGGAGCAGUUUAUAGAGAGAUGUGAACUCAUUACAUACCUGGGUGCCAAGAUGACCAGAAAAUACAAGGAACCUCAGUUUAGACCAAUUGACUUUGAUCAUAAAUUACAGACCUUUAUCUCUCUUAAAAAUAUAGACCCAAUUAAUGAAUAGUGUGCAACCAGAUUGUCAAGAGUUAUCUGAAAGACGUAGAAGGAAAGAGAAGUUGAAAGCCGGCCCCUCUGAGUGGUGCCCCACGGCUGCCAGACCUAAAGGACUCAAGGUCUGCCCCUUGGGAAGGAGCGCUCUUCUGUAAGCAUGUUUCAGUUCAAGUUUAAAGUUUACUGCUCUUUGUCUGAGAUUUGAUUCUGUAAUACAUGGUUAUUCAGACUGCCAUUUAGAAUAUUUAGGUAAUUCAUUUUACUUAAUAAAUCUACUGUUCAUUUUUCUUUUUAACAUUUUCAGUAGAAAAGUCAGUCUCUGUUAAAGAAAAUUGCUCAGCAAAUGUUAGAAAGCUCCAAGAAACAAAAUUAACAUUUAUAUCAAUAAAACAGAAAUAUUGGUUGUACUUUUGAAAUAUGGAGGUGUUUGUAAACUAUGAACAUAAGAUACUUCAUUAUUUUCCCAAAGAAAUAAAUGGAUUUUGAGAUAACUAAA